Messenger RNA from Anthonomus grandis grandis, 5691 nucleotides. RefSeq lists its product as uncharacterized. Bases 138 to 5342 code for a protein of 1734 amino acids. The record is from RefSeq and is a predicted model, not a curated record. Lineage: Eukaryota; Metazoa; Arthropoda; Insecta; Coleoptera; Curculionidae. The transcript is spliced from 32 exons.
UUCCACCACCGUCGCGUCGUCGUCGUCGUCGUGGUUUCAGUAGCAGGAAACGGUGCUGCGGUCUACCGACGACCAUCUCGACAGCAACGUGGUGAGUGGCGUCGUGAGUGCGAGAGUGUGUGAGUGUGCGUUGCGAGAUGAGGUGGCUCCCCCCCGUGUGGUGGGCGCUACUGCUCGUCGGCGUCGCGACGACCACGACGGCGGCCGCCAAAAAACAACCAUCGUCACCCCCCUCGAACCAGGAUGCGGCGGUGAUCGAGGAGGUUACCGCCAAACAGCUCGAUCGCAUUUUACAAGACAAGGGGUUCGUUGCGGUAUUUUGGUACACCCGAAGUUGUACGACGUGCGACAAGGUAUUAGAUGAACUGGAGCAAAUAGAUGACGAGACCGAUUCGUUCGGGGUAGAUUUUGUGAAAAUUAACGAUAAACGAUUAGCGAAACAAUAUGGGAUCACCAAAUUUCCGGCGCUCACCUAUUUUAGGGACAAGCAACCCAUCAUCUACGAAGGUGACUUGAUGGACGAAGAGAACGUGCUCGAUUUCCUCACUAGUUUGGAGGCGAUGGACCUGCCGGACAGAAUCGAAGAAGUGAACGCGAAAAUUCUGGAUAAAAUCGUCCAGGAAACCGAUUUCGUCGCAGUGUUGUUCUGUCCGGACGCUGAAAAGUGUCAAAAGGCGGGCGCCAACAAGCCCGAGUGCAAAAAAUGCUCGAAAGUCUUGAUGGAACUGGAGAAUAUCGACGACGAGGCGGACCAACUGGGCAUAGGGUUCGUUAAGAUUAACGACGAAGAUCUGGCCGAGGAGUACAAUUUGGAACCGCUGCCCGCUCUGGUGUACUACAGACACCAAAUUCCCAUAAUUUAUUCAGGAGACCUAACCAAAGAGGAAGACGUGCUAGAGUGGCUGGUGCAACACAAAAGUACCGGAGACGAAGACGAUGUGAUUGAAGACGUAACUCUGAAGACCCUAAGCACUUUGAUUAGUAGCGUGGACCAUUUGGCUGUACUCUUUUACGACCAUGGAGAUGACGAAUCCAUGCAGGCUCUGGAAGAACUCGAGCACAUCGAUGACGAUUGUGACAAAUACGGUAUCCAGUUUGUUAAAAUUGACGAUCCGGCUGCGGCAGAUGAAUAUGGAUUGGACUCGUUGCCUUCGGUGGUAUACUUUGAAAAGGGGAUUCCCAACGUGUACGACGGGGAUUUAGAAGAGGAGGACGAUUUCUUGCAGUGGCUGGUCGAUCAGCUGGAAAAGGACGAAAUCGAGGAUGUCACCGACGAGAUGCUCGAUAAAUUAAUUGCGGAGGGCAAGAAUUUGGCCGUUUUGUUUUACGAUGACGACGACAAAAAAUCCCAAAAAGUCCUGAACGAACUCGAAAACAUCGACGACGAGUGCGACAAACUCGGGGUCGUAUUCGUCAAGAUUGACAAUCCGGACGAGGCGAAAGAAUACGGUAUCGAGAAAAUUCCAUCGUUGGUAUACUUCGAGGGCGGAAUCCCCACUUUAUACGAGGGCAACCUGGAGGACGAAGACAAAGUACUGAAGUGGUUCGAGCAUCAAGUGAAAAGCGACGAGAUCGAGGACGUAACCGACGAAAUGCUCGAUAUGAUUUUGGCGAAGAAACAAUACGUCGCCGUGCUCUUUUACGAUAAGGACCAAAAGAAAUCCCAAAAAAUCCUAACGGAACUGGAGAAUAUCGACGACGAGUGCGAUCAGAACAACAUCGUGUUUGUUAAAAUCGAUAACGACGAUGAGGCCAAGGAGUACGGUAUCGAUACGAUUCCCAGUCUGGUGUUUUUUGAAAAGAAAAUCCCCCAUUUAUAUGAAGGAGACUUAAUGAAGGAAGAAGAGCUACUCGGCUGGCUGAUCCACCAAAAAAAACACAGCGAAAUCCCGGACAUCACUGACGAAAUGAUGGAUUUGCUCAUCGACCAACAAAAGUAUCUCGCCGUCUUGUUUUAUGACAAAGACGACAAGCAAGACAUGCGGGUCCUAAAUGAACUGGAGAACAUCGACGACGAUUUGGAAAAAGAAGGGAUCGUUAUGGUGAGGAUCGACAACGAUGCCGAAGCUAAAGAGUUCGGUAUCGACCAUUUGCCCACUUUAAUAUACUUUGAAGAGAAAAUACCCUCGAUUUACGAAGGAGAUUUGAUGAAUGAAGAUGAGGUCCUAAAAUGGCUGAUCGAACAAAAGAACACGGCAACAAUCGAAGAAGUGACCGACGAAAUCUUGGAAGAUCUAAUCAACGAGCACGAGUACGUCGUGGUUUAUUUCAGCGGUAACUGCGACGAGGGCGACAAAUGCGACAACAUCCUGGACGAAUUGGAAAACAUCGACGACGAACUGGACGAAAACGGCAUCAUAUUCGUUACCACCGAAGAUUUAGUUCUGGCGAAGAAGUACGGCAUCAAAACUUACCCGAAACUGGUGUUCUUUAGGAAUAAAGAGCCGCUUGUUUAUGAGGGUGACAUCGAGGACGAAGAUGAAGUAUUGGCCUGGUUAACAGAUGAAGACACCCUGGAAAUCCCCGAUCGAAUCGAAGAAGUCAACACCAAAAUGCUGGAUAAGAUCUUGGCCGAGAAUGAAUACGUUGUCGUCUACUUUUAUAAAGAAGGAGAUAAAAAGUCGCAAAAGAUCUUACAGGAGCUCGAGAACAUCGACGACGAGUGCGAAGACAAGGACAUCGAUUUCGUUAAAAUUUCCGACGAAGGAAUUCAGAAGGAGUAUGAUCUACCUUCGUUACCGGCCGUCGUGUUUUAUAGGAACCGGUUUAGAGAAAUCUACCCCGGAGACCUAAUGCACGAGGAGGCCCUCCUGGACUGGAUCCUAAAUUUAAAAGAAUCAGCCCCGGACGUAAUCGAAAACGUUGACAGAAAAACUCUUCAGGUUUUGAUAAAUGACGUUGAACAUUUGGCCGUGCUAUUCUACACUGACAACUGUGACGAGUGCGACGAGAUCUUAGAGGAACUGGAGACGAUAGACGACGAUACCGAUAAACAUGGAAUACAAUUCGUCAAGUCGAAAGAUGCGAAAUUGGCCUCGGAAAUUGGCAUUUUCAGUUUUCCCGCUCUGGUUUACUACGAGACCGGCGUGCCCAUCAUGUACGACGGUAACCUCUUGGACGUAAGUGAGGUUCUAGAUUGGAUGACCGAUCAAAAAAAUGAUGAAAGCAUCGAAGAAAUCAACAGGGAAACCCUUUUUAAGUAUAUCGACACCAAGGAGUUCCUGGCAGUUGUAUUUUACAAAGAAGAGGAUCCAGACAGUCCGAGAAUCCUGCGUCACAUUGAACUAAUUGACGACGAAGCGAGCGAAUAUGGAAUAAAAAUCGUGAAAAUGAAGGAUCGAUUAAUGGCUAAGAAGUAUGGUUUCCGUAACCCACCGGGGGUCACCUACUUUAGGAAAGGCAAACAUAUCAACUACGAUGGUGACAUAGAUGACGAGGAAGAACUUUUGGACUGGAUCACAGAGCCCGAAAACAUGGAACUCACUGACCAUAUCGAGAGAGUAAACAGGAAAAUGUUCGAGAAAAUUAAGCAAAGAUCCGAUUAUGUCGCGGUGUUUCUUUAUAGUGCCGAUUGUAAGCAGUGCCCCAGGGUGUUAACUGAAGUGGAGCACAUUGACGAUGAUGCCGAUGCAGCUGGGAUUAAUUUUGUUAAAAUCGAUGAUAAAUCACUUGCCAAAGAAUAUGGUGUGUUCGCCCUCCCAGCGAUUCUUUUCUUUAAAACAGGCUCAAAAGAACCGGUAAUCUAUGCAGGAGACCUUUUUGACGAGCAACAAAUCCUGCAAUGGCUCCUGACCCAAAAAGAUCCCUCUGGGGAGAUCAUUGAGGCCCUUGAAGGGGCUGAACUGAAAUCUUUUAUCGAGAACGAAGAGGCUUUGGCAGUGUAUUUUUGGAACAAGACGCUCUGCGAUUUAUGCCAGGAAAGUGAGCAGGCAACGGUCAAAUCAAAAAAGUCUAGUAAAAAGCAGUCGGAGAGUGAUGACGAGAUUUCUGAGGAUUCUAAUGAUGGGGAUGAUUGCGAGCAGUGCUCCCAAAUCCUGGAAGAACUGGAAAACAUUGAUGAUGACUGUGAGAGGCAUGGCAUCAAGUUUGUAAAAACCAACGAUUUAAAGAUCGCGGAACAGUAUGGGGCGUCAGACUUUCCUGUAUUGAUGUACUUCGAAAAUGGAGUUGGAGGAGUGUUUGAAGGCGAUCUGGAAGAAGAAGAAGAGGUGCUGCAAUGGCUAAUCCAGCAAAGAACAGAGGACCGUAUAGAGUUGAUAACGCGGGUAAUGCUCGAGCGGAUGGUAGAAGACACCCAGUACCUGGCAGUUUAUUUCUAUAAGCCAAACUGUCAUAUUUGCGAGCAGAUUCUGGAGGAACUGGAACAAAUCGACGACGAGUGUGACGUUUACGGGAUCCAAUUGGUGAGGAUACAGGACCCCCAGUUGGCCAAAAGAUACAGUAUAAAAACGUUUCCGGCAUUGGUUUAUUUCCGGAACGGUAAUCCCCUGUUGUUCGAGGGUGAUUUGCAGAACGAGCAAAGCGUCUUGGAAUGGCUGAUUGACGACGAUAAUCGCGAAUUGGCCGAUCAAAUUGAGGCGGUUAACGAUCGGAUGUUGUCCAGGUUGCUUAGCGAGUCUCCCUUUUUGGCGGUGUUCUUUUAUGACGAAGAUUGUCCAGAAUGCGACGAGAUCCUGGAGAACCUGGAGGAGAUCGAUGGGGAGGCGGACCUUUUCGGGAUCGAUUUCGUGAAGAUUCGUAGUGCGGAGGCGGCAGCAGAGCAGGGGCUGCACACCCUGCCCGCCCUGAUGUAUUUUAGGAAAAAGAAGCCCAUGGUGUACGAAGGGGAUUUAACACAAGCGGACAUGGUGCUGGACUGGCUCACCUCCCAAGACGUGUUCGAAAUCAAAAACGAGAUCGAGGAAGUGAACAAGAAGAUGCUGGAAAAGCUCCUGGAGGAAAACGAGUUCGUUACGGUGUUCUUUUACGAAAUAAACUCCGAAGAGUCCCGACAGAUCAUGGAAAAACUUGAAAUAAUCGACAACGAGACCGACAACUUCGACAUCACGUUCGUCAAGAUGGCGGACGCGCGCUACGCACGCCGCUGGGGCGUCACCAAUUUGCCGGCGAUCGUGUAUUUCCGGAAACGUUUCCCGAGCAUUUACCGAGGCGAUUUACAUUCCGAAAAAGACGUGCUUGAAUGGCUCAGAAAAAACAGAUAUCGUCAACCAGAACUGAACAUUUUCAUGUACGCCCUCCUGGCGAUCGGAGUGGCGUUCGUCAUUUACACCGCGUUCCUUCUGCAGUGCUUCAAGCCGCCGUCCAACACCCAAGUGGUGCCCCACCAUCCCAAACAGAGUUAAUACAAAAAAAAAACAGUGAAAAGUGAUUAAUCGCUUGUAAAGUGUCCAGAGUAAAGGGGGGCGCCACUUAGACCCGGACCAACCAUCGAAAUGUGUUCUCUAACCGACUAUUUUAAGCAUAUUACUGUCUACAGUGGUUCAUUUCUGUUCAAUCAGGCAUUUUUUUCAGUAAUUUAUAGUUAUUUGGCUGUACGUUUGUAUUGUAUCAUUCCCAAAAGUAAGGACAUUUAAGGGAAGCAUAUCUAUUAUUAUAAUUACUACUGGUAGACGUUUUUUUUUGUUGUGUUUAUAGGCGUUUUGGUUUAUUUUGUGGCAGUAUGUAAAUAUUGUAAAUAAAUGAUUAAGUUCC